This is a messenger RNA of Rhizopus microsporus ATCC 52813, 1179 nucleotides long. RefSeq lists its product as uncharacterized. Gene Ontology annotation, cellular component: nucleus. Lineage: Eukaryota; Fungi; Mucoromycota; Mucoromycetes; Mucorales; Rhizopodaceae. The record is from RefSeq and is a predicted model, not a curated record. Gene Ontology annotation, molecular function: DNA-binding transcription factor activity, RNA polymerase II-specific; RNA polymerase II cis-regulatory region sequence-specific DNA binding. Bases 1 to 1179 code for a protein of 392 amino acids. Gene Ontology annotation, biological process: regulation of transcription by RNA polymerase II; negative regulation of DNA-templated transcription. The transcript has a single exon.
AUGAAUACCACACUUAGUGAAGAAGAGAUUCAAUUGCUCCUUCAAAAGAAAGAUGAGCUUUCACCGGAGUUAAUUCAAUUGCUUGAAGAAUAUGAAAACUUGAAGAGUUCAGAACAACCUUUUGACAUGGGAGAAAACUGUGGCAUCACCUUCUCAUUCGGCCAUCGUAUAUUCUUGUUACCUUCUGUUGUCAUUGGUUACCCAAGUCAAAACGACAUAACUGUGAUUAUUCUUACGCCGCUUACAAAAGAGACUUUACCUUGUCAUCAGUUUCUCGCUGGACACUGUCAAGAUUCCUGCUCUUUGGGUUAUUCGCAUGGGUAUGUGCUUCCUAGAGAGUAUAUUGUGCCUUACGACGCCCUUGAUCUUGACAACUUGACCGAACAACUGCAGAGUGAUGCCAGCGUAUGGUGUAAGGAUAAAGAGAGUAUGUUAUGGAAAGAGGCGCGUGUGGUCGAGCAGAUGUCUGGGACAAGUUGGAAAGUACGAAAUAGCACAAGGCAGGAAUUCAUUGUAGAACUUGGCGAUAUUAUUCCAAUAAGAGAGUUAGAUGACCUUGAAGAAUCAGAACAUGAGGCACAAGAUAAACAAGAAAAUGAUACUAUUGAUUAUGGCAUGACCGAAAGGGCACCAAAUACAUGGGGUGGUUGGCAAGCACAUACCACUGACUUUGCUGCUAGAAUGAUGAAAAAGAUGGGCUAUCAAGAAGGCAAAGGGUUGGGACUUCAGGGACAAGGUCGAGUAGAGUUUGUGCAAGAAACAAAGUAUGGACAGACAGGCAGACCAGGAUUAGGAUUCGAAAAGCAAAAGCCGAAAAAGAAAGUCAAACCAAAGACGAUUGCCCAGGAAAAAAAUGAUGUCUUUAACUACAUGAAUUCUAUUCUAGAACCUGUAAAAAAGAGUGCAAAAAUACAGGAAGGUUCAGCACCAAAGCCUACGAAUGAAAAGGAAGCAUACAGAGCCAUAGCCAAGUUACAAGAUGAGAUGAAUAAAGCUCAACUCGGCUUAUCUAAUGCCAAGGCAGCGUACAAGAGAAAUAAAGGUACCUUCAAUGAGGACUUGUUUUCAAGCAAGUUGAAAGAUGCAGCAGCUCAUUUGGAUGUCGUAACGACUGAACUGAAGAAAUUACAGAGACACGUUAAGCAAACAAAAGAAAAGCAGGAUAUGUAUACAUUCUAG